CCCACGCUAUACACCGCCAUGCGCAACGGCUUCAUUGGUUCACUCUGGUAUCCGUCGAGUUAGAUAUCAUCGACAGAUUCGACACCGCAGUCGGGGAUCAACAGAAGUUACAGAAUCGCCUCGACCACAGUAAACUCGUCGAGUUCCUCUCGGCCCGGUCCGGCAUCGCCUAGGAUAUGAAAAGUCGGCUGGAAUUCUUCAGACACCCGCACAUGCCCAUGUUGAUCCGAUACCUGGCAUCCCGUCGCACGGCCCUCGGCAGCCAACUCUCGCCACAGCACGGCACGCUUGGUCUGAGCGCCACAUGCCAGGUGGGAAGGUGUCAGAAGCUCGACACGCCCGGGGCAUACACCCAAUACCGUGAGCUACUGUCCGACGGGUCGGUGUUGUCGUCGUCGGCUGCCACGGGGUUGACGGCAGGCCGCACAAACGCCUUUGAAAUCAUCACCAACUGCCCCGACCACGGACCACAGGUGCUACAAGUCGGCGAUCCGGACAACAUGGCCUGGACCGAGCGCCUCGUGGCCAGCGGCCCUGUACGCACGCUGCUGCAGAGCAUGCUGAACCUAACCGACUUCGGGUCGCGCCACGUGCUCAUCACGGGCGCCGACCGCGCCGGUCUGUACCACGAGACCACGCUGCUCCGGCCACUGGCCGAGUGGUCGGCCACGGCGAUGGGUAGUUUGAUGGACAAAGUGCGCGGGAGGAUGCCGCAUAUUCUGUAUGCGCCGCUGGUGACGGACUGGAGCGGGGCUAGGCUGUGCUUCUGGGCGACCGCGGCGUCGCCCUGGUCAACCUCGCACUGGGCCAGUAGCUAUCGCGUGAUGGUAGACAUGUUUGGGGAGGGCAUGUUGGGCAGGCUUUUCGACGAGGUGCUGCGCUGGGUCGGGGAUUCGAAGAUGAUGUUUCGCUCCUAUUCGACGCUGUAUCUACAGCAUAUUCUGGAAGGACGGGAUUGGCUGGUGGGGUACUUGGUUGCGGAGUCAGGACAAAGGCAAUAAUAGGGGAUAGGAUGGGCUCAUGCCGUUAGGUCAGGUACGGCUUCUUCUUCUUCUUCUUCUUCUUAUUAUUAUUAGCGCCGUGUUGGGUGACUGGUUGUUGGGGGGUUGUUGGUAUUGAUUCAGAGAAGGACUUUAGUUAGCGUCAAUAGAAUAGCAGGUUGAUAACAGGUAGAUACGGGUACAGGUUUCAACCAACCAUCAUCCUUCCUUGGUCGGAUUAUCAGCGGAAGUGACGGAAGUCGGCUCAGGCUAGCAUGCGGUCUAUCUGCUUUUCCAAUUUACGGAGGUGCGUUCCACGGCAUAUUGGAUGACAAUGUCAUCCGCUCAGUAUGAUGAAUCG
Messenger RNA from Chaetomium strumarium, 1341 nucleotides. RefSeq lists its product as uncharacterized. Bases 177 to 1001 code for a protein of 274 amino acids. The record is from RefSeq and is a predicted model, not a curated record. The transcript has a single exon. Lineage: Eukaryota; Fungi; Ascomycota; Sordariomycetes; Sordariales; Chaetomiaceae.